Geodia barretti is the source of this 942-nucleotide messenger RNA. The record is from the annotation of a GenBank genome assembly. NCBI's taxonomy places the organism in Eukaryota, Metazoa, Porifera, Demospongiae, Tetractinellida, Geodiidae.
AUGGCCGAGAUCAAGAAGCAGAUCAACAUCCCCCUCAUCGCCGACAUUCACUUCCACUAUCAACUCGCCAUCGAGUGUGCCAUGGGCGGCGUGGACUGCCUGCGCCUGAACCCCGGCAACCUGCGCAACGAGGACCAGGUCAGGGAAGUCGUGAAGGUCGCCAAGGAGCGGGACAUUCCCAUCCGCAUCGGCGUGAACUUCGGCAGUUUGCCCCCGGUGGGCGGCAUUGGCCGUACCCGGGGUUUCUCCCGCCAUAUGGACCUGGUCAACCGUUUGCCCAAGGCCGGCGAGGCCCAGGCUGGCGAGUACAGCAUCGUGGACCACAUGGUCGCGACCGCCCUGUGGGAAAUCAGCCUGCUGGAGAAGCAGGACUUCGACCAGAUCAAGAUUUCCCUCAAAGCCUUUGACGUGCCCACCACCGUGGAGGCCUACCGGCAACUGGCCGACAUGGUCCCCUACCCCUUCCACUUGGGCAUCACCGAGGCGGGGACGGCCCAGUCCGGCUCCAUCCGCACCUCCGUGGGCCUGGGCUACCUGCUCUACGAGGGCAUCGGCGACACUAUUCGGGUGUCCCUCAGCGAUGAUUCAAAGGAAGAGGUGGUCGUCGGCUACGAGAUUCUCAAGUCCCUGAACCUGCGCACCAAGGGCACCAUCCUGGUGGCCUGCCCCAGUUGCGGGCGGGCCGACGUGGACGUGCGCAAGCUGGCCAACGACGUGGAUGCGCUGCUGAAGAAGACUGACAAGAACAUCAAGGUUGCGGUGAUGGGCUGCGAGGUAAACGGCCCCGGCGAGGCCAAGGACGCCGAUGUAGGCAUCGCCGCCGGCGCGGGCCGGGCGGUAAUCUUCCGCAAAGGCCAGAAGGUGCGGGUGGUACCCGAAGAGGAAAUGCUGACGGCGCUGAUGGAAGAAGUGGAAAACACCCCGGCGCCGGUGGGCGACUAA